AUGGCUGGGGCGCGCGGGCUGCUCUGGCUGUGGCUGGGCUGCUUCUGCGGGAGCCUGGCGCGCGCCGAGAGGCCGAAGCCCGGUCUCCCGCAGCUGCACGGCGCCGGGUCCGGAGACCGCGCGGCAGGUGGUGGCUCGGGCCCGGUGCUGCGGCCGCUCGACAAGGUGUCCGAGCACAUGCUGCGGCUCUACGACAGGUACAGCGGCGGCGGCGGGGCCCGGGCGGAACGCGCGCGGGGGGCCUCGGAGCGGGGCUCGCAGCCCGCGCGCCCCCAGCCCCUGCGCGAAGGCAACACGGUCCGCAGCUUCCGAGGCGGAGCAGCAGGAACCCUUGGAAGCAAGGGACUGCACAUUUUUAACCUGACUUCUCUAACCAAGUCUGAAAACAUUUUAUCUGCCACACUGUAUUUCUAUGUUGGGGAGCUAAUAAACAUCAGCCUGAGUUGUCCAGAGUCCCGAGGAUGCUCACAUCAUGCUCAGAGGAAACACAUGCAGAUUGAUCUCUCUGUGUCUAUCCUUAAAUCUGACAGAAACCAAAGUCAACUCUUCGGUCAUCUUUCAGUAGAUGUAGCCAAAUCUCAUCGAGACUUUGGAUCCUGGCUGUCUAAAGACAUCACUCAACUCCUGAGGAAGGCCAAGGAAAAUGAGGAGUUCCUCAUAGGAUUUAAUAUUACCUCCAAAGGGCACCAGCUGCCAAAGAAGAGGUUACCCUUCCCCGAGCCUUAUAUCUUAGUGUAUGCCAAUGAUGCUGCCAUUUCUGAGCCAGAGAGCGUGGUGUCAAGCCUACAAGGGCACCGGAAUUUCGCCACUGGAACUAUGCCUAAACUGGCUAGCCAUAUCAGGGCUGCCCUUUCUAUUGAACGCAGGAAGAAGCGCUCUGCUGGAGUCCUGCUGCCUCUGCAGAACAAUGAGCUUCCUGGGGCAGAGUAUCAGUACAGGGAGGAUGGGGUAUGGGAGGAGAAAAAGCCUUAUAAGACCCUUCAGACUCAGGCCCCUGAGAAGACUAAAAACAAAAAGAAACAGAGAAAGGGACUUCACCAAAAGAGCCAGACGCUCCAGUUUGAUGAACAGACCCUAAAAAAGGCCAGAAGAAAGCAAUGGAUAGAGCCUCGGAAUUGUGCCAGGCGAUAUCUUAAAGUGGACUUCGCAGAUAUUGGCUGGAGUGAAUGGAUUAUCUCCCCCAAGUCCUUUGAUGCCUAUUAUUGCUCUGGAGCAUGCCAGUUCCCCAUGCCAAAGUCUUUGAAGCCAUCAAAUCAUGCCACCAUCCAGAGUAUAGUGCGAGCUGUGGGGGUCGUGCCCGGAAUUCCUGAGCCUUGCUGCGUGCCAGAAAAGAUGUCUUCACUUAGUAUCUUAUUCUUUGAUGAAAAUAAGAAUGUGGUACUUAAAGUGUAUCCUAACAUGACAGUAGAGUCUUGUGCUUGCAGAUAACCUGGCAGAGAACUCAUGUGAAUGCUUAAUUCAAUCAUUUGUUUAUUUAAUGGACUUUACCCCUCUUUUUUUUUUUUUUUUUGCACUGCCAAUGCAUUUCAUCCCAAAAGAUUUUUUCAUAGUCAAAGAGAAAGAGCAGAUAGACUGACGAUUUCCACCAGGAGAACUGGACUGCGUUUGUUUCUGAAUGUAACUCAUUGUGAGAUUUUAGUAAAUAUGGACAUUUGUUUCUUGUUUUAAAAAAAUCAUGAAAGAAAAAUGAUCAAACUGUUUUUAGAGCUAUUAGAGGACACACUGAUUUAUUUUUGUAAUGGGCUUUGAUAAUAUGUUGGGAUAACACCAAUAGCUAAUCACUUAGCUCUACUCAUUGAGAAUAGAAACAUUUCAUAUUUUGAAGUAAGCUUAUUGCCAUAGAUUCCUAAGCGACUCAGCAAGUGCUAAAUAAUCCAAUCAAUGUUUGUUUAUCUUAGAAACAUUUAAGAUUCUUGUUUACCUGUGUCUUUCCUCCAUGUGUAAUUGCGUGAAUCGAUGAGUGGAGAGUGUAUGCGUAUGUAUGUGUGUACAUUGCUAGGUGCCUGUGUCCUCUGUAGGAAGGUUUGCUUAACCUGGUUUUAUAAUUCAGUCUACACAGGAUUCUUUGAUUUCUUCAUUUCAUGUUCUGGCAAGCACCAUUCAAUUAUGAGAACUUCACCAAAAAGGGUAGAGUGAUCCAAGAGCAUAUGCAGAGAGUUACCACUUGGCCCAGCCUUGCAAUUUGAAAUACUGUUGUUUUCAUUUCAUUGCCUCCUAGAAAAAGGAACUAGCAACCCAAUUUUCAAAAACCCAGAUGUAAUUCCCCUUCUGUAUUUCUUUGUCUUAAGUACCUGCGUUUGCUCUUUUAAACUGAAUUCAAAACUUCAACUAAAUUUUUUAAAUUAAAUUAAAAUUACAGUUUUCUUGAUAUGUCUUUACUCCAUGUGAAGUAAUCCAUAGAUACAGAGGCUCAAAAACUAAUAGAAUAUUGGAGAUUUCUUUAAAUGACCAAAUUAAUCACAGUCACAUGUCGAAUAUCAUUCUCCGGUGACAUUCAGGGCCAGACACCUUUUCAUAUGGACCAAGGUUCAACCAUAAAUCUACAUUUUAGCGAAUUAUUCACCCAAAAAAAGGAAGUCAAAUAUAGACACUUUGUGGUUUUUUUGCCUACUUCUAUGUGUCAUAAAUAUCCUUAUACUUUGCCUUUGAAAACUUGUUUCAAAAAUCUCUCUCUCACUAAAUUCACAUGUGUGACAAAAAUGUUAACAGACCAUGGGUUGUUGUUGAUGUCAUAUCUGUGGUUAAUAGUCCUUUUAGUUGAGUCUUACCUGAGCAGAGACAACUAAGCCAUUUCAGAGGCUGUGAAGUAUCAGAAGACAUAGGGUUUUGUUCUCUCUCUUCCAGUAGCUACCUAUCUUGGUUCAUCAUUUAAUAAAUAUUUAUUGAGCAUUUAUUCUGUAAAAGGCAUUGUUUUAACUCUGUGUCCUUAGCAUCCUCACUGAUAAAAUGAAGAGUUUGACUAGUUGAGCUAGAAGGCCUUUCUGACGCAGAAAGUUUGGGCUUUUGCUACUAGAUUUCAUACACAUCUUCCUUGAAUGGAUGAUACUGAUAGAUCUAAAAACACUGCAAGUAUCUCUGUUCAUAAACCAAAGGAAAGAACAUCCAGUCUUCAGCGUUUGGGAGUGAGUAUGAAAUUCUCUGGUUUAAGUCAUAUUUCUAACAUCCCAACUUAUUAGAAAUCCAUUUAAAGAAGAUUAUUAUGAACAGAAGCUCUUUGACACUUUUGGAGUACACAGAGGUUGGUAUGAGUGUGUAUUAACUCCAUGAAUGAGACACAAUAGUUCUGAAUAAUAAAUUAAGCUCUAGUGCCUGAGUUACUGUGGUUUCUUAUGGUUCACUUUUUAUUCUGGUAGCACUAUCUUAAAUAUUUGAAAUGAGAUAGGCGAUGGAAUUACUUUUAAUAAACUUUAUCAACAAUUUGAAAGUAAAAUUAUAUAAUAGAAGUGAGCCAAUGUAUGCCAAUCGUAUCUUGGUCAUACCAUCUUUCAAUAAAGAAAACUUCUUUUUCACUGGCAGAAAUGAUGAAAUUCUUAGUUUAGAUUUUCCUCUAGCAGUUCUCAUCAUUACUUUUCAGCCUUCUAUCCAGAUGUCUAUUACCUUUCUUAAUUUUAGUUGAUAACCACUUCCUACAGAUUAAAUCCUACAAUGGCCAGAAAAGCCUCUAAAUAAUAAAAAUUUAUGAGUAUAAACUAAGAUUUUAAAUAGCAGUUUAUAUAUAUAACAAAAUUACAAUAUAAUUAAAAAGCUUGGUAGUCUUUUAGCAACCUAAAUAUUUUUUGACCAGUAGUUAUUUCUGAGUGGCCUUGUAACCAUCAUUUCACUACCAAAUUGAGGACAUAUUUUGCUAUAAACAGGAAAAAAUUGUAUUCCCCCAAAAUAAAGGAAGAUUUAUUUUCAGUCGAAGGGGUUGAAAUAAAUGAAAUGGUGUUUUAACUAAUAAAAAUUUAUUUGAAAUAGUUGGAAAAUUGACUAUUUCACAAUUUCUUAAGUACUAGUGUAUGCAUAAUUUUUGCAUAGACUUUUUAUAAAUCUCCUGGUAUAAAAGUGGCAAUGGUCUAAGAAGAGAAAUUAUGUUCAGAAAUGCCAUUUCUUAAAUAAUGCGUCUACGUCUGUCCCUCCUGCCUCCCUCUCCCAUUCCCCCCUUCUCUUUCCCAACCUCCAUUCCAUCCCCAUUCCUAGACAUCACACACACACACACAUACACACACACACACACACACACACACAGAGUCAUUUAAAAAUGAAUUUUUUCAGUAACUAUUUUCUUAAAUUCAAAUUCAGAGGCUGCUGAUGUCAAUAUAGAAUUUUCAAAUAUCUUACUAUAAGCUGUGUAGAUAAUAUACAAUUUACAAGAUUUGUGAUUGUGGAAUUUAAACUGGAUGAUUGGAAUCCCCAGGUCUCAGGACUACAAUACCCCAGAUACAUUUUUACAUUCACCUAGCUGUAUUUUGACUGAUGAUCAUUUAUUCAUUAAGAUAAGAUUUUUUACCUUAAUAUUUCUAGGAAAACUCUUGUUGCCUAUUUAAUAUUUUUAUAGACAAUCAUAUGUGUAUGAUACUAUUAUCAGUCUGCAACAACAUUUUUUUUUUUUUUUUUAAAGAUUUUAUUUAUUUUUUUUUUUUAUGAUAGACAGAGAGAGAGAGAGAGAGAGAGAAGCAGAGACACAGGCAGAGGGAGAAGCAGGCUCCAUCCCGGGAGCCCGACGUGGGACUCGAUCCCGGGUCUCCAGGAUCGCGCCCUGGACCAAAGGCAGGCGCUAAACCACUGCGCCACCCAGGGAUCCCCCCAUUUUUUUUCUAUAAUUACACUAUUCAGUUUAGUCUUCCUGCUUUCACUUUUCUCUGUGCUAACAAGUAACUAAUAUCUGGAUGUUGACUUCUUGUUGAAUCAAGGUUGGGUUAAACAAUAGCUAUGCACAUAAGUGUGUAAGAUUAGAUAUGAAAUUAAAUAAGAAAGUUUGGAUAAAUCUCAUUUCUCCACAUAGUGUCUUUUCCCCUUGAGAAUCAUAUUUUAAUGUAGUUUAUAAGUGAUUAAAUGACCCCCCUUUUCUGGAAACCUAGCCUUCCCUCAGCUUUUCACACUAGCUUCUGUAAAUGUUUUAGUCCAGAAUUUAAUGCUUGUACAGUUAAUGCCAAUUUAAAAUAUAUAUUUUAUAUAUUAUAUAUAUAUAUAUGGGAAACUUUAAAGGUGCUUUUAAUUUAUUUAAUGACUGUUGCUUUUCUAUAAUGGUAAUUUUCAUCCUUAGAGGGUGAGAAAAUAUUCUUUUUAUUAUAGUUAUUACAUGCAAAAUGAAAUUCGGUUCUUUAGUCAAAUCCACUAAAGGGGCAUGUUGCAGUGAAACUGUGCAGGACAUUUCACUACUGAUGUAUAAGCUUUGCUGACUUUGUAUCAUUUUCCUCCACUAAUAAGAUCUUUUCAUUAUAUAGUAUGAAAAUAAAAAUUGCUUAAU
Messenger RNA from Canis lupus familiaris (dog), 5449 nucleotides. RefSeq names its product bone morphogenetic protein 3 (gene BMP3). Gene Ontology annotation, cellular component: extracellular region. The transcript is spliced from 3 exons. Lineage: Eukaryota; Metazoa; Chordata; Mammalia; Carnivora; Canidae. Gene Ontology annotation, biological process: osteoblast differentiation; BMP signaling pathway; SMAD protein signal transduction. The record is from RefSeq and is a predicted model, not a curated record. Gene Ontology annotation, molecular function: cytokine activity; growth factor activity. Bases 1 to 1428 code for a protein of 475 amino acids.